GGCGGUGCCGGGCGCGGCGCAGAGCGGAGCGGAGCGGAGGAUGCUGCGGGCGGGGGCCGCCGCCAGCCCCGGUCCCCGUCCCGGUCCCGGUCCCGGGCGGGAGGACACCCCGCCGCCCCCCGCCCGCUGAGCCCGGCCCGGCCAUGGGGGCUCUGACCAGCCGGCAGAACGCAGGGGUGGAGGAAGUGGAUGUCCCCGCUAAUUCCGUCUACAGAUACCCCCCGAAAUCCGGGAGUUACUUUGCCAACCACUUCAUCAUGGGCGGGGAGAAGUUCGACUCCACGCACCCCGAGGGGUACCUCUUCGGCGAGAACAGCGACCUCAACUUCCUGGGCAACCGGCCCGUGGUGUUCCCUUACGCUGCUCCACCUCCUCAGGAACCCGUGAAGACCCUCAGGAGCUUAAUCAACAUUCGCAAGGACACCCUGCGCCUCGUCAAGUGCUCAGAGGAGGUGAAGACCCCCGGGGAAGAAGUGAGCAAAGCCAAGGUGCACUACAACGUGGAGUUCACCUUCGACACGGACGCCCGCGUGGCCAUCACCAUCUACUACCAGGCAACGGAGGAGUUUCACAACGGGGUGGCGAGCUACAUCCCCAGGGACAACAGCCUGCAGUCGGAGACGGUGCACUACAAGCGGGGGGUGUGCCAGCAGUUCUGCGUGCCCUCGCACACCAUCGACCCCUCCGAGUGGAGCGAGGAGGAGCUGGGCUUCGACCUGGACCGYGAGGUUUAUCCCAUGGUGGUGCAGGCGGUGGUGGAUGAAGGAGAGGAGCACAGUGGGCACUGCCAUGUGCUGCUGGCCACCUUUGAGAAGCACAGCGACGGCACCUUCUGCGUGAAGCCCCUCAAGCAGAAGCAAGUGGUGGAUGGAGUGAGUUACCUGCUGCAGGAGAUCUAYGGCAUCGAGAACAAGUACAACACRCAGGACUCCAAGGUGGCCGAGGACGAGGUGAGCGAUAACAGCGCCGAGUGUGUGGUGUGCCUGUCGGACGUGCGGGACACGCUGAUCCUGCCCUGCCGCCACCUCUGCCUCUGCAACACCUGCGCCGACACCCUGCGCUACCAGGCCAACAACUGCCCCAUCUGCAGGCUGCCUUUCCGAGCCUUGCUUCAAAUCCGAGCCAUGAGGAAAAAGCUGGGCCCCCUCUCGCCCACCAGCUUCAACCCCAUCAUUGCCUCGCAGACCUCGGACUCUGAGGAGCACUCGUCCUCRGAGAACAUCCCCCCGGGUUACGAGGUGGUGUCGCUGCUGGAGGCGCUCAAUGGGCCRCUGACGCCGUCGCCGGCCGCGCUGCCCCUGCGAGCUCUGGGGGAUCCCCCGGGCGUGGGGACCCUGCCUGCCUACGGCAGUGAUGGCCCCCUGCCCCCCCUGAGGGCCCUGUCACCCCUGGAGCGCCUGCCCGACUGCGGCCCCCCCGGGCUCAAGYUGAAGAAGAGCAUCUCCAAGUCCAUCUCCCAGAACUCCUCCAUCCUGCCCGAAGAGGAGGAUGAGAAGUCAUGCACUGAGUCAGAGCUGAGGGACUCCAGGAGGAGAUCCCCAGGCCGGUGUGAGGAGGAAUGUGGUGCAACGCCGGAGAGUGAAAACCUCACCCUGUCAUCAUCAGGAGCCAUUGACCAGUCCUCGUGCACUGGGACACCCCUGUCCUCCACCAUCUCGUCCCCAGAAGAGCCCGUGAGCAGCAGCCUGGCUCAGUCCGUCAUGUCCAUGGCCUCCUCCCAGAGCCAGCACUCCCAGCUCAGCACCGACACCGUGUCCUCCAUGUCUGGCUCCUACAUUGCCCCUGGCACAGAGGAGGAAGAGGAGGAAGAGGAGGAGGAAGAGGAGGAGGAGGAGGAGGGGGACAUGCUCCCCUCGCCCGUGGCCGCAAGCGCCACAGCCUCUGAUGGAGAGUCAACGCCUGUGGAGUCCCCGGAUCUAAACUUUGUCAGCAUCUCUGCCGAGGAGCGCGAUGCCGAGGGCAAUGACGUGCUGGAGGAUGAGGACGCCUCUCCCACACAGGAAGACGGCCCGAGGACAGGCGCUUUCCUCGGUCUGACGUGUGACAAUAACAAUGACACGGGCAUCGCACGCGUGAAAGCGCUGGACAAUAAACUGUGCUCUGAGGCCUGCUUACCUGGUGAGUGGCCGUCUGCUGAACAUGAACUUGGGGUGGGGGGGACAGUUCCACUCUUCCCUGCAUCCCCCCAGCCCUUUGCAUCCAUCCCUUCUCUCCCAUCGCCAUCAUUCUCACCAUCCCCGCCAGGUUGUCCUCACUGCACCCCUCUGCCCGACCCUCCACAGGGCUGAGCGCCAGGCAUGUCACCACCCCAAGGCCAGGGUGGCCUGUCCAGACUGGGAUGUCCCCAGGGGGCUGCUGACUUGCUGGGAUGCUCUGUCCCUCGGCCAGGGGGCUGCUGGCAGCCCAGGAGGCACYAGCCCUCCUUAGGAAGGUGAUUGUGUGGCACAGCUGUAGCCUGGUCUGGCCUGUGGUGGGCACAGGAGUAUUUUGCAUUGGGAUGUGACCCUCAGGCUGUCCAGCUGCACAGCAGGAGCUGCCUGUCUCAUCCUCCUCUUCCUCCAAGGCCAGGGAGAUGGGGUGUGUCAGGUCAGGUCAGGUCAUUUCCURCAGAGCCCCAACAUUCAUCCCUCUUCCCCAUUUCUUCAUGCUUUCUCCCCCACCCUCUUUUCACUUCUGUUUCCUCCCAGCCUCUCUCCAUUCCUUUUUUUUAAUUCCUUCCCCCCCAAGCUCCUCGGUGUGUGUGAAAGUUCAUGUUCGCUCUGUGCCAACACGGUUUUCUCCACCCACGCUUGUGCCCCUUCCCUGCCCAGAGCUGCCCAAAGGUGACAAAUGUAUUGGAGAUCCCUUGCCCCUGUGUGGCAGGGGGCAGUGGGCKGGGGGCCCUGCCCAGCCCUGCAGGCUCUGCUUCCCCCUGUGUGUGGGGAAACAGCCAAAACUCCAAGACAAUGCCCUCCGAGGGGUCUCCAUCAAUACAUUUGUGAAUGAGCUGAAAGYAACUCUGCCCCUGCCUUGCCCUUUCAGCUGACUUUGUGGCAGGUCCCAGACCUGCAGCAGGUGCUGGAGAGCUGAGAGGGUGGGUGAAACCCACUUGAGGGGGGAGAAAUCCUUUUUUCACCACUUUUCCUUUGGGAAAGCCUCCUCUCCUGCUGCCUAACCUGUUCCUGGUGGUUUCUGUGCUGGAGAAACACGGCUGAGGGUCAUGGGGAGGAACAGGCGCCUGCCACAAAAGCCCCAUGUCCCCUCCCUCCAUCACCCUCUGUCAGCAGCUGGCUGAGCCCUGCCGGCCUGGGGGGGCUGGGGAGGGAGCUGGGGGUGUCCCAGCAGCACCUCUGCUUUGCUGGAGGGCCUGGCAAAGCAUCCCUUGGCUGUGGCACCRGCCAAAACUGUCCUUGACCUCAUCCCUCUUGGUUGUGCUGGGGGGAGGAUGAGGAAGGGGGAGCUUUGCAGCCCAAAUGGCUCUGGCACUGGGWUGAAUUCUGCUCUGCUGUGAGGAGGGCACUGUCUUUGUCCCCCUGCCUGGGCUGGUGCAGGAUCUGGCCCCUGGGCUGGGUCCAGCCAAGGAUGCCCUGUCCAUCCUUUGGCCACCGUGCCUSUCCAGCCUUGGCAUUUGUGGGGAAAAGCAGGGGGCUGCCCCUCRUGCUGGGACCAGGGACAGAGGGUCUUUGAUUAAAGACCACCAGGACUGAAAUGYCCUUUCAAACUUUGAUUAGUAAAAGUYCCUUUUCCCAUUCUGUGAUUAUCACCAGAGUGGGGCCUUUGGGGCUGUCCACRGUCCCCUGGGAAUGGCAGAUGUGAUGUUCUCCAUUCCUUUUCACUUGCUGUAGGACACAAGGAAUUUUUUCCACACCAUAAUGGCCAGUGCUCACUGUUUUCUGACUUUCCUUUUGAGUUGUACCCGUUUGUGGGUGGUCCAGCAGUUUUUAACCAGAGUAAUGUCCAUUGCAGUAGGGGUUGGAGACAAAGUGUCAUAUUGGACACCUGACAUAYGUUCUGGUGCAUGGUUUUUGGUAGGGAGUGACUGAAGUCAUGCCCUWAAGUCACACCUUCUAUAGGUGAAGUUACAAAUACAUAGAACUGAGCAGGUAAAAAUCUGUGUUUUUGUGUCAUCCACUGUUAGGGUGUCACAAGGGGUUCUUAGACAUGCACACCCUUGUCCUGUGGAUACUGGGAUGGAUUCAGGAUCGUUAUCAGGAGAUAUUUCAAAAUUAUAGACAUAGUUCUGUGUCAAAACAGCUUGAGCUUUCAAAGUAUUACUGUCACAUGUAAACCCAUGUCAUUCUCUCACCACACACCCGUCUGCAUCAGUGGUUUGCCAUGCAUGUUGUGUGAUUGUUCUUAAAAGCCCAUGCUCGGUGCUCCAAUGGAUCUAGCACAAGGAUUUGGUGUUUGGUACAGACAGAAGCACUGAGACAAAAGCUGUGACCUUAUUCAUGAUGGGGACAUAAGAAAAUUCGAUUAAAGACCAUCAGGAUUGAAAUGCCCUCUCAAAUUUCGAUGAGAAAAARAUCCCUUUUCCSAUUCUGUGAUUAUCCCAGUACUGGUAGAGUUUAGCCACAACUGAACUGGAAUAUAGCUGAGUGCCUAAGACACUUUGCUUUGAGCAAUUUCCAGAGCAUCAGCCAGUUGGUCAUUGGCAUUUUGAUAUUUUUCAUAUUUGAAGCUGACCACUGUGUGUUUCCCUGAGGGGAUAAGGAAGAUCUGAUGUGUUGAUCUGUAGUGCUCAAAUUAUUAAUGAUUGCAUCCAAUUGAUCACUCAGACUGAUAUUAUAUCAGUUCAAUAUCCCCAUUCCAGUUCCCAAUACAUCAGUUAGAUGUGUGAGGUGAUGGCCUCUGGUUUAGCCAAGAAAGCCACCCAGAGGAGGAGGUUUCUGUAAAAUGUGAAUGUUUUGGUCUGAUGGUAGAAACACUGGUCUGCAUCUCUCUAAGGAMCAGGAUUAAGCAAUACUUGUGGUUGUUCAAUUUGACCUCAUAGACUGACCAGUGAAACGUUCAGGGUCGAUUUUAUAGGUUUUGGAGAAGUACUGGGAGCAGUUAUGGGGGGUAUGCUGGACAUCCUUUAACUCUCUAGGGCWCAGUCAGCCUCUGUAUCAUAAGGAGUUCAGAGCAGUUUUGUGCCUUUAAACUUCCAGUCCUUUAGGCUUGUGGUGGGACAGGCUGGGGGUGUUCUGURUUUUGUGGUUUUGUUUUGGCUGCAUCAUUCAUAAAAUUUCUGAGGGCUGGUACCCAGAGCGUGAUGACCCCAUUCACUGAUUGUAGGGAAGGCAGUUGCAYACUGGCCCUUGAGACCUGUGGUGUUCAAGAGUCCACAUCUAGGAYACUCUCCAAGCUGGUGGAAUGAGGAUGUGAUUUGAUAAUGAUAUUUUUGCCCUCUCUGUAGUGGAUGAAGGAGCGGCAUGUGGUUCCUCAAAGUUUCUUUUGAAAUCCCUGCAGAUUUCAGUCUGGUGGGAAAGAGCUUUGGGAGGAGGCAAAAGGACAUGAGGUUUAACUAAAACCUAUAGAUCCAUGUCCUUGAGUGGAUCCUGUGAGAGUGUGGGUUGCUGGGGCUGUCUCCCAGGCUCAGAGCAUCCUCCAGCCACAGCCACAGCCUCUGCCAGGGGUAGAGUGGCAAAAACAGCUUUGGAAAGAGAAACUGGGGCAAAACAUCUGCCAGAAAGGCUGGCAYUAAGGUGGGAGGGCUGCUGAGAAAACCUGAAACCCCCUGAGCGCUCUUGCUGGUUUAAAGCCACAGAUGCUGUGAGCAGUGGGCUGGUUGGGUUUCACCAGGAUGGGGUUUGGGAGCUGCCUGGGGCAGGUGUGCCAGUGCUGACAGCAUGGGAGACCCCUCCAGCAGCCCAGGGGAGCAGGGCUGGGUGGGCACAGGGCUGAUGCCCUGCUCCAGGGCCAGUCCUUGUCCUGCCACCCCAGCCCUGCUCCUCGGCAGCCCUGCAAGGGUGCACUGAGCAGAGCUGCCUCUCUGCACCGGRGCACUGCAGUGACUUAGGCAAUAUCAAGCUCUUAAUGGGAUUGCUSUGUGCAUGUACAUGUGGUCCUGUUUAAUUAUCCAUCCCCUCCGGGAUCUGCAGACUUAACAUGCCUCGCUCUCCAGCCUGAGCUCRCCAUGAAAAGCCACUCGAAACGGCAGCUGUCACCUCCCAUAAAUCAGCAGGCAGCAGGAUUUUGUUGCUCCCCCUCUGAGAAAGCCCUUGGCCUUGGCAUGCCCUCACGCAGUCCCUGUGGGUCAGAGCUGCCCUGGGCACAGGGCUUAACCUCGCUGAAGGGUGCAGCCAAGCUGCCCUGGGGUGCACCCCCUUCCUAAGGGCACCACGCAGCCUCUGAUGGGUUUGGUGGUGGGACACAAGCCACGGGCCGAGCUCUGCCAUCGCCCUGCCCCAGCUGGAGGGUGCUGCCUGAACUGGGAGCCUGCGGCCGGAGAGGAGGCAUGGGGGGACCCCGCUGCCCCCACACCACCAGCAUGUCCACCCCUCGGUUCCCCUUGGCACAAAACCCCGGGAUGCUCCACGCAUGGGGACCCCUCACCCCGUGCCCGCAGCAGCUCCCUGGCCCCGU
Molecule: messenger RNA, 6546 nt
Organism: Malurus melanocephalus (red-backed fairy wren)
Lineage: Eukaryota; Metazoa; Chordata; Aves; Passeriformes; Maluridae
Gene: RNF157
Product: ring finger protein 157
Exons: 18
Coding region: 144-2288 (714 amino acids)
Biological process (GO): protein ubiquitination
Cellular component (GO): cytoplasm
Molecular function (GO): ubiquitin protein ligase activity
Source: RefSeq, a predicted model, not a curated record